Molecule: messenger RNA, 6075 nt
Organism: Belonocnema kinseyi
Lineage: Eukaryota; Metazoa; Arthropoda; Insecta; Hymenoptera; Cynipidae
Gene: Smg6
Product: telomerase-binding protein EST1A
Exons: 27
Coding region: 177-5300 (1707 amino acids)
Biological process (GO): nuclear-transcribed mRNA catabolic process, nonsense-mediated decay
Cellular component (GO): telomerase holoenzyme complex
Molecular function (GO): telomerase RNA binding; telomeric repeat DNA binding; protein binding
Source: RefSeq, a predicted model, not a curated record
AAUUGGAGGUGCCUUCUAAAUGACUCGUACCUCAUACCCGCAGUAAUAGAUGAAUUUUGAAGUAUUUUUUAAAAAACGUUAAAGGACAAGAACACCAUCGUUUUGAUUUUAUUAAGUACAUAAUUUAAAUAUCUCGAGGAAUAAAAUCUUAAAGGAAAAGGGAUUUGUACUUCAAUAUGGCGAACCACGACAAAGGACGCAGGAAGUGGGGAGGAAUUUCACAAGAUAACGAAGACUACAGAUCAGAGAAGGAAAGAUAUACAGGAAUGCGUGGAGGAGGAGGAGGAGGAGGAGGAGUAGGGGGAGGAGGAGGAGGAGGAAACAGAGCACCACCUCAGGCUCUUUACAGACCUGGAGGUGGAUUAUUACGAAAAGUAGGUCCAGGUCGAGGAGAGGAAUUCGAGAAUGAGAAUCACUCGCAGGAUAGGUCAAAACCGGGCUCGAUUCAAUACCGAUUGCGAAAUGCUCAGUUUUCGGGCUCGAAUCAAGGGAAAAACCAAUCGGCGUCCCUUCAAAUGGAUGAGGUCUCUUCGAAAUUAAAUGCUUUGCAUCUCAACUACAAAAAUAACAGCAAUCAAAUUCAAGGGCCUUCGAAAGGCAAUCAUUUUGGCGGCGAUCCGAGAAAAAGGAACAAGAAACCGGAACAGCCACUCUACAUGCCGAAAAAGGUGAAGGAGGCGCUCGCAGAAAGAGACGUGUCGAACAGAUCGCCUGUUUAUCAGAAUUGGGAAAAAGAAAGAGAAAGGGAUGAUCACAGGGAUUGGGAUGUUCGAUCCAAUCGUAGUUAUCAGGGUGAACCUCCUCGGAGACCAGGGGGUGGAAAUCAUGUCGAAUCUGGCAAUCGGAGAGACGAGCACAACAAAAGGUACUCGGGAAAUCGUCGAAAUCGAAAUCCUAAUGAAAACGAUGAUCGCUGGAGACCCGAUUCGCCACCAGGGAAAAAUUAUGGAAAUCGGAGGGAUCAUUCUCGUGAAGUUCGACAGGGUUCCGAGCCUUUAUACAUACCGUCAAAUAACAAAUACGACUCGAAUCGAACCCGAGACACGAGAAGUGUAGAGCCUGGUUACCCGGACAGAUUUCAGGGGAAACCUCCUUCCGGUAGACACGGUAUAAAGGAAGGCAAUACUAUUCCAAAAAACAUAAAAUUGGAAUCCUUACCACCUCGAUUUCGGAAAAAAUUUCUGGCAGAAAAUGGAUUUUUACCACCGCCUUCGAAUAGUCAUUCUGAAGACGGUUGGGACGGUAGCACUGUCACAUUUCAGGGUUCGUCUCGGUACCAUCCUCCUUCAAUUCAACACUCGCACACAAUUCAAAAUUUCCCACCGACUGUUUCACUGCCUCCUCAGACCAAUUGGUCAAAUACAGUGCCGGUUCGAGGCCGAGGAAGAGGAAGACUGAGAUCUGAGGAUUUAGAAAAUUCGGCUGCUUUUAGGCCAGUCACACCGGAUCAGUAUUCGGCACAAAGUUCCCGAUCGCACACGCCCAGCCAGGAUUAUGCUAAUCGAUCUUACGAUCGGCGAGGCAGUAACAGUACACUCUACACUAGUAUGGAGAGUUUAAGUCGAAUGGACAGUCUUGCAAUGCCGCCACCUCGUGCACCUUCACCUCUUUUAAAUAGAAACACAUGUCCAUCUCCAGAGAGUCCCUGGGCCUCUCAUAAAACGCAAAGAACUAAUCAGGGCAAUGCACAUUCUCAUAAAAUGAAUCAGGUUUCUAAUCCUAGUCCACCGAAAAGUGACAUUUUCAAUUCAGUGUCUGACAAAACGGAACAAAUUUUGGACUGGGGAGAAGAAGUUGAAUUGAAUGAGAGACUCGAGGCGGAACAACUGAGUCGCAGUUCUUCUGUUCUAAGUUUACGAGAAAAUACGAACACUUCUGAUAAUCCGCCACUCGCAGGAGGAAGUAACGGCCGAAGUCGAAACAUUAAAAGAAAGAAAAAUCGGAAACGAGGCGGUGAUCGGAGCGGCACGCGAGAUAAUUUGCAAGAGACUAGUCGUGAACGGCAGAAUAAUCAGCAAAACAGAGAAAAUGAUAGCUAUAACAAUAAUCAGAAGAACAACGCUAGUAACAGCAAUAGAAGAUUUGAUAAUAGAAGACGUAGUACAAUUCAGCGCAGUCGAGAAUCGAGUAAGGAGAGAAGUCACCGAAGUCGUAAUCGUGACGAUUUUUAUAGAAAUAGAAUAUUAGAUCAACCCCCGGAUGAAAAUUGGAGAUCGGGUCGAAGAGCUUCAGUCUGUGAUUCCGAUGAUGGCCGAAGAACGCCUAAUUUAUCGUCACAUUCCACCAGUUCUCUGGCGACAAAUUCAUUGGCUCCUCGAGCCUCUCCUCCAGCUUACAGCAAUGCCCAGCCACCGGGAGUUCUUGUUCUGCCGGACACAAAUACUUUUCAGCCGGGAAGUACACCGCCCAGACAACAAUCUCAUCAGCAGCAGAGAACACUUUUCGAUCCGAACAAUCCGAAUAGGCCGAUCAUUGUCGUUUCACCAGGAAGUCGAGCAGCCCCGAAAGUCAGGGAAGUGGAGGGGGCAGCUCAGUCAAAUAUUCCCGUAUUUCAACCUCAUCCGGGAAGAGUUACGAGCUACGAAGGUUUCCAGGUGGCACAAGCUGAUGGGACACCAACGCCUCAUUUCAAUGAACAGUUUGGAAAUGCUCGACCCUCCUGGUACGAUCCUUAUUCCGAAAGUUUCCGGUCAGCGAAACACCAUCUCCUACUGUUGGACAUUGAGCGUGCAGAUCUCGAACUUCAGUGGAUUUUAAGUUCCGGUGGCUUGACAACUCACUGGGAACGUGUCUCCUACAUUCGUCACUUUCUUCAGGAAAGUUUGCAAAAUUUACUCGAGACGGACAUCAAGUUCUGCCAGUCGGAGAACAUUGAGCAGCACUUUUGGAAAAUUUUGUUUUACAAUAUGAUUGAAUUGUUGCGAAAGAGUAUGCCGAAGGACAAUGCGGAAAGUCGUGAGCAGUGCAAAAAAAUCAUGCUGAGCAUUAUUGACGAGGGGACGGCCUUUUUGGAAAGUUUGCUCAACACCUUGGAGAGGGUCUACAAUUUCAAGAUAGAUGUCUAUCUCACGUCCUCGAUGCCACCGAAAGGUUUGGGUCUUUUGGGUCUGGCUCUGAUCAGCGUUCAGAAAAUAUUUCUCUUUCUGGGCGAUCUUGCGAGAUACAAGGAGCAGACAAAUGAGACGACCAAUUACGGAAAAUCGAGACAUUGGUACCUGAAAGCACAACAAAUCAAUCCGAAAAACGGAAGGCCUUACAACCAACUUGCCCUGUUGGCACAUUACGCUAGGAGGAAACUUGACGCUGUUUAUUACUAUAUGCGGUCCUUGAUGGCAUCGAAUCCUUUCCACUCAGCGAGGGAGAGUUUAAUCGCCUUGUUCGAUGAAAAUCGGAAAAAGUAUCUUCAUUAUUACGAGUCGACGGAACGUAAGAGGAAGGAAGAAAGGGAAUGGAAAGAAAGGGCGAGAAUGAAGGAGAAGGAAGGUUCUUCGAAUAUUGGUGGAAGUUUGAGACGGGAAACUUGGAUUCAUCCGGGAGGAAAGCGUGUGCGACGAACCACGGCUGCCUCGGUGGGAAUUGAAGAGAGAUUGGUGGAAAGUGAUUUGGAGGAUUUAGCGCAAUUGACGAGCGUCGAGGUGAACAAGCGAUUUAUUACGUCAUAUCUGCACGUUCACGGAAAGCUGAUAACUAAAAUAGGAAUGGAAACUUUUCAAGAAGCGGGGAUUCAAAUGCUGCGCGAAUUUCGAGCUCUGCUGCAACACUCGCCUCUUCCACUUCCGGGAACUAGACUUCUUCAGUUGCUUGCAUUGAAUAUGUUCGCGAUCGAAACCACGCAGCUCAAGGAUGCCCAGAUGGAACAAGGUUACAGAUCUGAAGUUCAGGAGAGGGCACUAGUCGUUUCUCUACAAAUGUUUAGUCUUAUUUUGGAACGUGGAGUAUCACUACUUAAAUCUCAACUGGACGGCGAUGAGCUUCCAAAACUGGUGGUUGGUGAGGAUAUGCAGGUUCUUCUCCCAGCUAUCAAGAUCUGGUGCGAUUGGAUGCUUUGUCACAGCACAGUUUGGAAUCCACCACCAUCUUGUGCGGACUACAGAGUUGGGCCUCCUGGAGAUGCUUGGAGCAGAUUGGCAACUUUGGUGAAUCUCCUAGAAAAAUUGCCUUGUCCCAAAGAUAUGCUGAUUUCGUUGAAGGAUUCACAAGAUCGCAUGGAUGAUCUUGAACUCGUAAAGCUACCUGAAGACACAACCCUUUCGGGAUUUACGCCUCUGAUGUCGAAUCCUCAAGAUCCGUUUUUCACCGAGAAGACGAAAGAUAUGGAAGUGGUGCAAGUUUUUCUGAGGAUACAAAAAAUUCUCUUCUUCGGUCAAGUAUUUCUCUGCGGCCUUGAGACGCCGGUACUAAAGUUACAGAAAAGUGAAACUGGUAUCAGCGAAUACGUUUCAGUAGUCGAGGCAUACAGUGCGAGUUCUCCAAGUUCUCCACCCGGACAGAGCGACUCGGAAUUAUAUAUAGAGAGCUACAGCGAGGAUGAUGAGGAAUCACCUGUGACCUUGAAAAGAUUGUCCUCGUCCGGGGAAGCCCCGAGCGAGACAGUGACAUCACAGGCACCUGUGAGUGAGAUCAGAUCGUUGAUCGAGAGAAAGGAGGAGCUGGAGAGGCGUCAGAAGAAACAGGAUCGUCAUCGACAGCGAGUACAGUCCAUCUUGCAGAAAUCCUCAGUCUCUGUAGAGAUCGAAGUCAGACCGAGACAACUGGUCCCAGACACGAAUUGCUUCAUCGAUUAUUUGCCUCAACUACAGAGCAUCGCCAAGGCUGUUUCCGGUGCUCAGCCAAUUUACACGCUGAUGGUUCCACUCGUCGUUCUAAAUGAAUUGGAAGGUCUUGCCAGAGGAGCAGAAACUCGAGAUUCUCCACCUGCAUUCCGGGCGACCUUAAAUCCUGAACACGUUGCCAGAGUAGCUGAAAAUGCAAAAGCUGCACUGGCUUUUGCAAGAAGUCGAAAUCCAGCUAUUCGAUGUUUGACCACUCGAGGCACAGUUUUGACAUCGAGUACUUUUACUGUUGAAGAGGAUGUUACUCAGGAUGGCUCAACCAGGAACGAUGACAGAAUCCUAGCAACCUGUCUGAGUCUCUGUAGAUCUACAAAGGAUCAAAUAACUUCAGAAGAGGGACAACCGAGACGAUUGAGGAGGGACGUGGUUCUGCUCACCGAGGACAGAAAUUUGAGGGUAAAGGCCCUAGCUAGGGACGUACCGGUAAGGGAAGUGCCAGAUUUUGUACAAUGGGCCGGGCUCGGUUGAAUCUGAAUACUAUGAAUCAAUCUUUAUCUAUACAAGCACAUCUUGUCGCUCGCCACGUUCGAUUGGAGAACCGAAUGAACGGAUUUUAUCUUCCGGCGAUGACAAAUCGACAAAAUGUCUUUUCCCGCGAAAGUCAACAAGUGAUCAGGUCGAUUGUAGAUCGGCAAAGAAGGUCCGAAAUUAAAAGGUAACACAAGCGAUUGAAGAUCGAUUCGCAGCCCAUCUUUCUCUCAGCUUAUCCUUCAUAAUUUACUUAUGGAGUGUUCCAAAGGAGGAUAAGAUGUGAGAAAAAUUGUUGGGUCGGAGGAAACAAACAAAAACAAACAAAAAAAUAGUAAAACUCGAGUCAAGUUUGUACAGAGGACGUUCAGAAGGUGUUUGAUAGAGUAGAUCGAAUUUUAUGCAACAAGAUUCCUUUUAUGGUUGAGACCAUCUAUUGUGGUCGCAUUAUUGUAUAGUCUUUAAUCGUGUUUAUAAUGAUACUUUUGUAAUAUUUUUUGAGAUAGUAUAUCGCAAUCGCUUAUUAAAAGUGAUAGAACACAAUUCUUUCUUCCUUUGGAAGCUGAAGAUGUGGAUCGUUAGUUGUUUUAAAUUCUUGUAUAUCUAUUAGAAUAUUGUAAUGUGUAAGAGAAGCGAGCGACUUUAGCGAAGAUCACUGAUUGUGAGUAGAAUCGAUAGGAAUUUUCUUUUCUAGCCUUAAUUAUAGUUUUUAGUCUAUCCUUUUUUAAUUGCACUUUAGCGACACUUUUUUUAAUAAAAGUCUUAUCAUGAUUUC